Molecule: messenger RNA, 1287 nt
Organism: Symbiodinium natans
Lineage: Eukaryota; Dinophyceae; Suessiales; Symbiodiniaceae
Source: the annotation of a GenBank genome assembly
AUGUGCCGCAAAUGCACAAGAGCAUGCUACUGCUCCACGGGCCAUCUAGAAGCGCAUCGGGAGGAGCACAGCAAGAUAUGUAAAAAGUUGAAGACCAUUGCAGCAAGAGAGGCCGAGAGGAAAUCCAUGUGCGCAGCAGUCGACUGGUCUCAGUCUCAGGGAGGCCAUAACUCUGAUCCGGACGCCCCAUGUGUGUUGCUUAUGAAAAUCGGUGACCGAGGGACGCCAAAGGAGGUGUCGCAAAAGUUUUUCGGAUGGAAAGAGUUUGCCCUGAUGACCCCAGAAGAUCGAAAGGGCUUGCUGGGCAUGGACGCAGGAUGGGAGGCUUUCUUGCGGCUUCCCAGGUGGCAAAAAGACAUGUCAACUUUGGUCGCGACGGAAAAACAGCUCAUCCAAGCGAACAAGAUGUUGCAGACCGGUGCAAUACCUGCGGCUCUGUUGGGUGGCAUCAAACCGCUUGCGUACAGCAGUCCUGACGCAAUGCUUGCAGACAUGCAAUUCACACUGGCAUCUGUUCUCACUGACCCACUGACUUGCUGGUAUGCGAUGCGAAGAACAGGUUUGUGGAGCGAAUCAGAUGAGAUGUUCAAUCAGAAAGCUGACGCUCGGAAACGUCCCAUCCUGCGAAUCCAUGUGGUUGGAGUUGAGUUCGGGCGUGAACUACAGGAGAUUGUUGUCCUCCGGAACAUGUUGGCUGCCCUCUUUGGCGUGUCAGGCCCGCGAUUCCACAUCGAGUUCAUUGGAUGUAGCAUCCCAAAAAGCUGGCACGCUCCUGGAGACAUUGAUGAAGCCAAUUUCUGCAUCGGAACCACCAACUUCGCUGGGUCAUACCAAGAAUACAUCCAGCACGUACGCUACAGGAAACCUGACGCAGUAGUUGCAUACUACCCCGGUUUGUAUGAUCCCACCUACAACUGGCUCCCUGUGCUGGCAUUUGUGGUUGAACAGAGGAUUCCCUUUGUGUUCACUUGCGCAAGUGACAAAGAUCACACGGAAACCCAAGACCUUUUGCGAGUGAACCCUCUCCGCAUGUUGCCGACUGUGCUUCUAGAUGAGAGGAACCCCUUCGCUGCGGGAUUAGAUGAGGACGAGUUUGAUCCCAAUGUGUUGCACGCCCGAAACAUGUACGUGAUGGUUGUCCAUGGAGGCGACGUUGGAAGCAUAGUUCCCGAGAUUGCUCAACAGUCUUCAGCCGGUGAGCGCCAUUGCACCCUGCUGAAGUCUCUUCCCUCGCAGCGCGACUGGGACGCAUUGUUCCGGGAUUUGAUUGUGCUUUUUGCCAAGUGA